This is a messenger RNA of Saimiri boliviensis boliviensis (Bolivian squirrel monkey), 1216 nucleotides long. RefSeq names its product cation channel sperm associated 3 (gene CATSPER3). Gene Ontology annotation, biological process: sperm capacitation; transmembrane transport; flagellated sperm motility. The record is from RefSeq and is a predicted model, not a curated record. Lineage: Eukaryota; Metazoa; Chordata; Mammalia; Primates; Cebidae. Gene Ontology annotation, cellular component: CatSper complex; acrosomal vesicle; membrane. Gene Ontology annotation, molecular function: voltage-gated calcium channel activity.
CUUUGCAUGAUGGCACUGGUUUCUCUCAUGUGGCGGAAAGAUGAUGAGUUUCGGGCAUUUGUGAAGAGAGUCACAAUGAGCGAUUUCUUUAAGAUAAUUAUGAUUAGUGCUGUCGGAUCGAAUGCCUUUUUUACGGCCUUGUGGACCAGUUAUGAAAUCAGGUACCGCUUGUUCAGACUUCUUGAGUUAUCGGAGUUCUUCUUUGUGUCCAUCUGCACCUCUGAGUUGGCCAUGAAGAUCUACGUGGACUCCACUGGAUACUGGAAGGAUGGCUACAACAUACUGGAUGUGGUCAUCUUCAUCAUUAUGUUUCUCCCCUAUAUCUUCCGCAAGCUCCUGGGCAAACAGUUCAUUUACCUGCACAUCGCUGAUGGCAUACAGUCCCUGCGCAUCCUCAAGCUUAUCAGCUAUAGCCGGGGCAUCCGGACGAUGAUCACUGCCGUGGGGCAGACAGUCUACACCGUGGCCUCGGUGCUCCUCCUGCUCUUCCUCCUCAUGUACAUCUUCGGUGUCUUGGGCUUCUGCCUAUUUGGAUCUCCAGACACGGGUGACUAUGAUAACUGGGGGAACCUGGCCGUGGCUUUCUUCACCCUCUUCAGCUUGGCCACGGUUGACGGCUGGACAGACCUGCAGAAGCAGUUGGACAAUCGGUCUUUUGCUUUGAGCCGGGCAUUCACCAUAGUCUUCAUCUUGCUCGCCGCUUUCAUCUUCCUCAACAUGUUCGUGGGUGUGAUGAUCAUGCACACAGAGGACUCCAUCAAAAAGUUUGAGCGAGAGCUGAUGUUGGAGCGAAAGAUGACAAUCAUGGAAGAGAAGCAGGUGAUUCUGCAGCGGCAGCAGGAGGAGGUCAGCAGGCUGAUGCACAUGCAGAAAAACGCUGACUGCAAAAGUUUCAGUGAGUUGGUGGAGAAUUUUAAGAAGACCUUGCGCCACACUGACCCCAUGGUCUUGGAUGAUUUUGGCACUAGCCUACCCUUCAUCGAUAUCUACUUUUCCACUCUGGACUACCAGGACAUGACUAUCCACAAGCUUCAAGAGCUGUACUAUGAGAUUGCGCAUGUGCUGGGUCUGAUGCUGGAAGACUUGCCCCAGAAGAAGCCCCAGUCCUUGGAAGAGGUGGAUGAGAAGUAGCUAGGCAUGGGGACACCCAUGUGCCGAGGGCCUUGCAGACUGUGACAGGUCCCUAUUAAACACAGGCUUUCUGAGUUGGCCUCUC